This is a messenger RNA of Drosophila persimilis, 8031 nucleotides long. RefSeq lists its product as uncharacterized. The transcript is spliced from 19 exons. The coding region runs from base 1080 to 7529 and encodes 2149 amino acids. Gene Ontology annotation, cellular component: actin cytoskeleton; cytoplasmic side of plasma membrane. Gene Ontology annotation, molecular function: actin binding; phospholipid binding. Gene Ontology annotation, biological process: plasma membrane organization; cell projection assembly. Lineage: Eukaryota; Metazoa; Arthropoda; Insecta; Diptera; Drosophilidae. The record is from RefSeq and is a predicted model, not a curated record.
UUUUUUAAAACAAAUGUAAACUGAAGGCGCCUGGAAAUUUGAAUUAAAAUGUGUUCUAGUGCCAGUCGGCAUUAUUCAUAGAGUUUCUGUACCCUGACGCCGCUGAAAGUGGCUUAGAGCUGUGUUUGCGGGUUGUCUGUUUUUGUUUGUCUAUAAGAAAAUACGAACCUGAGUCGUCGCGUCGAUGAUACCGAAACGCAAAACGAAAGAAAACGAGAAUGCAGUCGAAAAAUUAUAAGUAAUCGAAAAUAAGGCAUAAAAUAACAGUUAAAGAGACAUCUAACUGUUGUCUGGCCGAUGAAAAAAGGAGUGCGAAAAGUGCGCGAGAAAAAUCACCGAAACCGAAUUGCAAGGAGGAGGGAAAAGUGUGUAUGGUUCGGAUUUCGAGUUGAAAAGCGAAUAAUUUAUGCAAUUUUCAAAGGCAAACAGAAAUUAAGCGUCUGUCUGCCAUGCCAGUGAAUGUGUGUGUGCGUGUCCCGUGUCUGUGAGUGUAUAACAAAAGCAACAACAACUACAGGAGAGGCAAAGGACAGGAUCAACGUGCCGCGCCGCUCGGGGUAGUUUGUUUGAACAACACAGACCAUCCAAACCAGGAGGCGGACGGAGAGUGGGAGGAAAAGCAGGAGCAGGAGUUGAGGGCUGGCUGGGAGAGCGUGGAGCACUCACACGGGCACACACUCCUUUGUGCGCUUUUGCCGCCUGGAAUGCAAUGCUACAACAACAACCACAGGAUGGUCUGAAGGGGAGGAAACGCUUAAUUGUUUGCAGCAGCAGCGGCAGCAUCCCGAAAUCGCAAACAAACGACUGCAUUUACGGCUCCGUGGGAUACUUUUUUGUGUGCUGAAAGCAGAUGCACGCCGACUGCUUGGAGAGAGGAGAGUGCAUUAUCCCCCGCUCAUCACUUGGCUUUUCCAAUCAAAAUGAAACAAAAGUAAUCAAAUGAAUAACAUACAUACAUCUAGAAGGAAACCAGUCAAUCCGAGCGAAUAACUGAACGAAUAACGAAAUCCGAAAUUCGAAAUUCGAAAUUCGAUCGACCCUAACCAUAUCGAGAGCAAGUCACAUAAAACUAAGGAAAAAUGGAUCUAAGUCUGGAACGCGAUAGCUCUGCUCUGGGGAGUCUUUUCCAACAGAUUAUCAAUGACAUGAAGAACACCUCUCCACUAUGGGAUGACUUCGUGGCAAAGGCCAGCAAAUUGCACACAUGCUUGAGGGCUGCCAUACAGGCAAUCGCCGCCUAUUUGGAUGCCUUCCAGAAGAUAGCCGAUGCGGCCACCAAUUCCAGAGGCGCCUCCAAGGAAAUUGGCACCGCCCUGACCCGGGUCUGUCUGCGCCACAAGGCAGUGGAGACCCGCUUGAAGACCUUCACCAGCGCCAUUAUGGACUGUCUGGUGCAGCCGCUUCAGGACAAGAUCGAGGACUGGAAACGCACCGUGGCCACCAUCGACAAGGACCAUGCCAAAGAAUACAAGCGCUGCCGGAGUGAGCUGAAGAAGCGGUCCAGCGACACGCUGCGGCUCCAGAAGAAGGCCCGCAAGGGCCAGACCGACGGCCUCCAGUCGCUGAUGGACUCGCACAUGCAGGACGUGACCCUGCGCCGGGCCGAGCUGGAGGAGGUGGAGAAGCGUUCGCUGCGAGCGGCCAUGGUGGAGGAGCGGCUGCGCUACUGCAGCUUCGUCCACAUGCUGCAGCCGGUGGUGCACGAGGAGUGCGAGGUGAUGUCCGAGCUGGGACAUCUGCAGGAGGCCAUGCAGUCCAUUGCUCUGGUCACCAAGGAGCCCAGUGUCCUGCCGCAGGCCUCCGAGGAGCUCAUCCACGAUGCCAAGGCCAGCAUCAAUCUCUAUCCGGAGUCGCCGGGCGGCGGAUCCGGCUCCCAGGGCGGCGGCUGCUCCAACUCUCUGGGAUCCAGGAAGAGCUCUGUCUGCUCCAUCAGCAGCAUGAACAGCAGCGGCUCCAGCAACUCUCCGGGCCAUCAUCACUAUCCGCGCUCCCUGUCGCAGGUCUCGAACGCAACGAACCAGACGGCAAAUGUGUCGACAUGGCCGCCACAUUCCCAGGACGUGGUGGACACCCUCCCGCCCACGGCCGACCGACCGCACACCAUUUCCACGGCAUACGAGAAGGGUCACCAGCGCCCGCCACUGACUGUGUACACGUUCCAGAACCCAGAGACCAUCCACGAGUCCGGGAGCGGCAACGGGAUCAACAAUGGGUCGGUGGCCCCCUCCAACGGACAGCCAUCGUCGGGCCAGACCACACCGGCCACCCAGAAGUCUCCGGCCGCAUCGCUCAGUCGUCCGCCUCUGCCAGUCCGCUGCUCGUCGCUGGAGCGUCCGCUGUCGGCGCAGAGCAACCACCGUCAGGGCAGUGGAAGCGGCGGCCUGCUGCAGCGUCAGUGCCCCUCACCGAUACCGGCUCAUAUCACGAAAGAGCUGUCCGCAGCACAUCAUGCACAGCAGCAGCAGCAGCUCCAGCAGCAGCAGAGUCCGCCCACAUACGUUAACAUGUCCGAACUGGCCAACAUGGCGGCCUUGAAGCUCACUAACCACCACCAGCAGCAGCAACAGCAGCAGCAGCAGCAGCAGCAGCAGAAGCCCACGCCACCGCCUCUGCAGCAGCAGAGCUCCAUUGAUUCGAUCUGCUCGCAGCAUUCCAACGACUCCUCGGGCUCCCAUCAGCUUCUACAGCAGCAGCAGCAGCAGCAAGCGCCUCACGCUGCCCAGCACCAUGCCACACGCUCCCAUUCCAUAUCCUCGACGGCCUCGUCGCUGCACUCGCAUCCAUCGAUCGACUCGACGGUCGCUUGCGGCUCCCUCGUGGGCCAGCACACCCACAGCACCAGCACCAACACGAACACCACCUCGCCGUCCAGUGGCAGCUCCACGCCCCAGAACCAUUACUCGCCCCUGUUAACCAACUCACCCACGUCCACUGCCGCAGGUACGCCCAGUGGAAGCAGCAUCAGCACGGGCACGGGUACCGGCGCCGGACUGGGAUUCGUCUACCAGGUCAGCUCGCCCACGCCGCCGACGAGCGAGGUGCAGGUGCAGGUGCUCAAGAUCACCGAGCAGGCGGGAUCGCAGCCGCCGGCCAGUGCCGAGGACACGGACGAACGGUCGCGUGCCUCUGUCCUGCAGAAGGCCUCCAUGUUCGAGAAGCAGGCGGCAGCCGUAGCAGCAGCGGCCGGUAGUGUGUCGCCUCCUGUUCCGGCCACGGGUCCAUCCCCUGCAGCAGCCGCCCCCAGUGCAGGGGGACCGAAGCGGUCCGAGGCCGAGCAGCAGGAAAUGGACUCGUUUCAACGUGAGAUUGAUGAGGGCAAGGGCAAGCAGAACAGCAACAGCAACAGCAGCAACAACAACCUGACAACGAGUAGCAGCAGCAGCGAGAACAACAACCUGCCCGCCGCCUGCAUCGGCAGCACCGCCAGCACCACCAACAUCGAUUUGUGCGGCAUCAGCAACCAGACCAACUCCAGCGGUUGCGGCACGGACAUGUCGGACACCACCUCCGAGGAGCUGGCCGGAGAAGAGGGGGGCCACCUGAUGGACCCCACGCUGGCGGAGGCCAGGCGGCGAGAACGAGAGCUUCUGGGCGCCAGCGAUUCGGAGCUGAGUCGCUGCUAUGUGAGCGAGACGAGUUCGCUGACCGGCGGCCUGACAGCGGGCGGCUACGAGAACCCCACGUUCGCCCACUUUGUGGCGAGUGCGAGCCGCGACGACCCCUACAACGGGGGCAUCUCGCUGGCCGCCUCCGACAGCAUCUGCCUGUCGGGGCAGCCGCGGCACGCCUACGUGGACACCUGCAGCGACAGCGGCAGCGCCGUCGUGGUGAUCUACGACCACCAGAUCCCCAACACCCCGGACAUUGAGUUCGUCAAGCAGAACUCGGAGAUAGUCCUGCUGCGCACCAAGGACCCCCAGGUGCAGUCGCAGCUGCAGCUCCACGAGAUGCGCGAGCUGCAGCAGCUGCCCUCGAAUCUAGUCGGAUCCCCGGACUCGCCGGACUCGGGCAGUGGCAAGGCGCCCCCGCCGGCAACAGCAACUGUGGCGCCCGCCAAGCAGCGACUCUCCUCGUUUCGCGCCUCCAGCGAGCAGCAGCUGCAGCUGCUCGGACGCGGCAGUCCGCAAAGAGGUAAAGCAAACCACGUCGAUCAGCCGCCCCAGCAGCAGCAGCCGGCACAAGGGACAGUCAGUGAUAACGGUAGCCUCCCAGUAGAGCCUCCUGUGAUGCGGCGACAGCUGCCCCCAAAGCCCACCAGCCUCUCCCUGAGCCUUUUCAAUGGUACAGGUACAGGUACGGGGUCGGGGUCGGGUUCGGGUACGGGUUCGAAUCAGCCUCCCAGUGUGGCCGACAAGCCAUUGAUACCCCGAAAGUCAGACUUUAAGGCCGACUUAGAUGCCAAAAUACGCAGGCAGAAGCAGAAGGUUCAACAGCAAUUACAGCAGCAGCAACAGCAACAGCAGAAGCAGCAACAAACGCCACAGCAGCCACUGCAACAUCAGCAGCAGCAACAACAACACUCACCACAGUCGCACCAAACCAGAAACUGUAAUGUCACUAAUGGCCCAGCAGCAGCCGUUGUUAUUGCAUCCGCAUCAGAUCCAAUCUUAAGCCCGCAUCCAUACCAAAACCAAAACCACAACCAAAAUCAUAGAAUGCCAAGCCAAAAUCAGACAACAGCAACAUCCAAUCAUAAGCAAUACCAGACGCCCCAAGCAGCUGCGACAGCAACAUCAAAAACAUCAGCAUCUCCUCCAUCUGCAACAAUAGCUAACCCAGCAUUAUCAUCAUUGUCACCUCGCGGCGGUCUGCCACAGCCAUCAUCAUCAUCGUCAUCACCACCACCAUCAGCGCCACCACCCGCCCAUCCAUAUGUGUGCUCCUCGAAUGCCGCCAACCCCCAAGCCAACCAUCAAGCCAAUACGAAUACGAAUUCCACUGCCAAUGCCAAUGCCAGUCUCAAGCCAGGCAUUACGCCCAGGCCGGCCUCGUUGUCGGGAGGAGCAUUAGGAGGAGCAGGUGGCUCAACGCGGAUCGCACGUCGUUCGUCCAUCAAUCAGGCCAAGCCACCGCCGCCAGUGCGACGCAGCUCCUCGGUGACACCCAGUCCCAAUGCUUCGGUGGGUUUAAUUAUGCAACAACAGCACGCGACGCAUCUGCAGCUGCAACAUAACACGCCGCUAAGCAGCUCCAGCGAGCAUCUACCACCGCCGCCAGCCUUUAUGCUGGAGUCCAUGUCCAGCGCUUCUCCAGUGGCCAUGCCGAGCUCCGCUCUUAAGGUGUCGGAGACGGUGCGAGCCCUGGCAGCCAUGCGGCAUCAGCCGGCAUCGCCUGGUACGCUAAGACGUAUACAGCAGCAGCAGCAGCAACAACACCAGCAACAACCACAGCAACAACAAUAUCAACCCCCACUGCAGUCAGUGCACAACUCCCCCAUGAACGACGACCCGAGCUAUGAGGCCUACUAUGACUCCUAUAUGGAUCUGCAGGCCUAUGCUCAUGCCUUGGCCAAUGGCCAACAGCAGCAGCCGGGCCAGCAGAUGCCACCACCCCUGCCACCGCCCAACCAGCAACGCUUUCAACAGCAGCAGCAACAUGUGGCACAAAAGCCGCCAACGCCACCUGUCUACCACGCCCCACCAGCACCACCGCCUACAGCGGAUGCCACGUUCCGCACCUCGUCACCGGCCGCAGGCGGAGGAGGCGGUGGGGGCAUCUAUGCCCAACCCAAGCUGGUCAACAGCAUGUCCAGCUUCCGCACCAGCAGCCCAAGUCCCAAUGGGCAUGGGCAUGGGCAUGCGCACCCACUGCCACCGACACAGCCCAAGGCGAAUCCGAAUCUAAUUGCACAGCUGAAUGCACGACUCAACAGCAAGCAGCAGCAGCAGCACCAUCAACAGCAGCAUGCUUCCGACGGCAUCUACGGCAACCAGCAGCAACUUGGAGGCGAGUCGAUCUACACGCGGAGCGGCCUGUCCAUGUCCCAGCCGCAACAGCAGCAACACUAUGACGGUAAAUCUGAGCACCAACAGCCACUGCAACAACAGCAGCAGCAUAGAAUUUACGCUAGUUUCGGCACCUCGUCAUCAACUCCAUCAACAGCGGCCGCAUUGGCCAGCAGCAUUCAGGCAGCAUCCAUUCUAACACCGGCCACCUCAUUCAAUGCACUGCCACACUUUCCUCUGUCUUCAUCCACAUCAUCGUUGCUCUCCAAAGUCAGUUCAUUCUCAAACUCAUCAUCCGCCUCCCCAUCAGCAUCAGCAUCAGCGGCGGCAGUGGCGUCGGCCAACUCCGCCAACAGUUCGCACUAUCAGCCGCCUCAAGCGCCGAUGGCAGCCGCAGCUAGCAGUAAAGAUUUGGGCAACUAUUCAAGUUCGUUUAACAAAAAUUCAGCAGCUGCCCCAAUCUUGAGCAUGCGACAGGCUCAGCAGCAGCAGCAGCAGUACCAACAUCUGCAGCAGCAGCAUUACACGUGCCCGCCUCCACUGGAGGAUCCGCCACCGCCACCCAUUUACAGUGCCGGAGCAUCGGCCACGAUGCCCAAGAAGAUGGCACGCCCCCAUGCUGGCCAGAGUGCGGCCUCUCAGUUGAGUGCCUAUGCAGCAGGUUCGGCCACGGCUACGCUCCCAAAAAACAUGAUGCAGCAGCAGCAACGUUUACAGCAGCAGCUCCAACAGCAGCAGCAGCAGCAGCAGCAGCAUCAGCAAUACCAACAGCCGGCAGGCAUGGGCAAUGGCAAUGGCCAUGUAAAUCAGCGUCCACAGUUGCCUCUUCCCCAGCAGCAGAUGCAGCAACAGCAGAAACUGAGAGCAGCUCAACAGCAACAUUUGGCGGAACAGCAGCAGCAGCAACAGCAGCGCCAGCCACCCAUACCGUCGCGGCACUCGAGUGUACAGCAAAAGAUAUUCGUGUCAACGAAUCCAUUCAUACAAACGACGACCGUCAAGUUCCAUUCGCCCUCAGCCUCGCCCACUUGCGGCUCGCCCGUAACUGGAUCUGGGUCUGUAUCCUCGGCUAGUAUUUAUGCCACAACGGCGCGUGGCAAUCACCACCAUCAGCAGCAGCACCAGCAGCAAAUACAUCAUCCACAACAGCAGCAGCAUCAACAGCAACAGCAUUAUUAUCGCGAGGUUGCUGGGGGCAACAGCAAUGGCGGCGCUGCUUACUACAACCACAAUAACGCCCAUGGCCAUGGCCACGCGAAUGCGAACGCCCAUGCCAAUGUCCAUGCCCACGCCCACAUGUCCCAUGCCCAGGCACAUCAUCCAAACUACGCCACAAGCACAAAUAUCGAAAAGACUGGCAGCAUUCGAGCCAAGACCAAGGCCGAGUUCCUCGAGAAUCUCAACGCGAAACUGGCCAAGCAGGGCAUGUCCGGCCGCGCAUUUGCCGUGCGAAAUCUCAUCAAUAGCAAGGCCCUGCCGGACCCUCGCAUCUGUCACGAGUCGUUGAUGGAUCAGAUAAAACGCGGAGCCCCCUUGAAACGUAACCAGAAGAUCAACGAUCGCAGCGCUCCUAAAAUACACUAAAUUAACGCAUAGACCUAAGCAAAAGAAUAUUAUUUAUUACUAUUAUUAACAUAUGAAAUAAUCAAGAGGCCCCGAGGCCUGCUCGAUUGCAGGCUAUUGCAGAGUUUGGUUUGAAACUGAAAACUCGUACAUACAACAUUCAACCUAAACAAACACAUAUGAUUACGGUACACUAUAUACAAUAUAUAAUGAUAUUUAACGAGCGUGUUAGGCCACACUCGCACUAAUCAACAACUCUCCCGAUUUCCCGUCUCCCAAAAAGCAUCCAAAAAGGAUUUAUUCUUUCGUUAAGUGAAUACGACAAAGAACAUGGAAGACAGUUGGUUAGCCCAUUCGUGUUUAUUUAUAAUUCAAUCUCGAAUUUACCUUUAAAUAUUAUAUUAUGUUUAUGUAUUUAUCAUAAUUUCCUUUCUUUAUGUACAUACAUAUAUCUGAAAAUGAUUUGAAAAACCAAUUGAAACUAAUCUGACGCCUAAUAAAUGGAAUAUAUCUUAUAUACAUA